AUGAAAGAAGGCGUUCCUGAAAUAGUUGCUCAAAGAAAAGCUGUGAAAAACGCGAACAAGAUUUUGAUCAUUGGUGGCGAUCCAAAAAUGACAGACCUUGCGAAACAAUUGAGAGAAUUAAAUGAAAACCUUAUUUUUGGUGAAAAAAUUAUUUUUCCUUCUUCUGGUAUUGGUGACGCUUUUGGCACAAAGCCCAACACCAAAGUUAUAGAAACCUUGGACAAAUCAUUGAUUGAAAAAGAUACCGCUUUAGUAAAAGUUAAACCAACUCUUCAAUUAGACCAUGAUAAUAAUGCACAUAUCUUUGUUCUCGGGGACAUAAAAAUAUUAAAGAAACAAACUUGCUUAUCGUGUUAA
Racocetra persica is the source of this 357-nucleotide messenger RNA. The record is from the annotation of a GenBank genome assembly. NCBI's taxonomy places the organism in Eukaryota, Fungi, Glomeromycota, Glomeromycetes, Diversisporales, Gigasporaceae.